UCGUAUCAAGAUCUUCACAUAUUAUUACAGAUUCGAAUUUAUGCAACAGUAAUGGCUUUCUGCAUUGCUUCAACCGCUGGUAUAGUUUCUUCCAUCUCUGUUUGUCCAAACCGUGGAGUGUUACUUUUCUCUAAAAGGCCUACCAGCAGUAUUAGUGUACAAAAGCCAGUCCAGUGCAUUGCUAGCUCAGAAAUUAAUGCUUCAACGGCUGUUAGGCGAUCAGCGAAUUACCAACCUUGCAUUUGGGACGAAGAUCACCUGCUAUCCUUGACUAAUGAGUACAUGGAAGAUAAAUACAGAGAGAAGGCAGACAAGCUGACGGAAGAAGUGAGGAAGAUGACAGAUAAUGUAGACAAGGAGAAUCCAUUGAAACAGCUUGAGCUGGUUGACAACUUACAGAGAUUGGGAUUGGCUUACCGUUUUGAAAAUGAGAUAAACAACAUAUUGAACAAUAUUCAUAAUAACAGUGAUGAUAAAUGGAAGAAAGGAAAUCUAUAUGCAACCUCUCUAGAGUUUAGACUCCUCAGACAACACAGUUAUAAUAUUAGUGAAGGUAGUGAUCGAUCGAAGAAGUUUAAUCUUUAA
Messenger RNA from Mangifera indica (mango), 585 nucleotides. Its product is annotated as (R)-limonene synthase 1, chloroplastic-like. The record is from RefSeq and is a predicted model, not a curated record. The coding region runs from base 52 to 585 and encodes 177 amino acids. NCBI's taxonomy places the organism in Eukaryota, Viridiplantae, Streptophyta, Magnoliopsida, Sapindales, Anacardiaceae. The transcript is spliced from 2 exons. Gene Ontology annotation, molecular function: terpene synthase activity.